Molecule: messenger RNA, 2445 nt
Organism: Panicum virgatum (switchgrass)
Lineage: Eukaryota; Viridiplantae; Streptophyta; Magnoliopsida; Poales; Poaceae
Product: pentatricopeptide repeat-containing protein At5g15300-like
Exons: 1
Coding region: 437-2050 (537 amino acids)
Biological process (GO): RNA modification
Molecular function (GO): protein binding; RNA binding
Source: RefSeq, a predicted model, not a curated record
CCGAAACGGCUGGUGGAAUUUACAGAAACGACCUUUCAUUGACUAGGCAAAGUGGUAGCUUGACCCCACGGCGGCGGCGGCCGGCGACGGGUGUAUCCGCCGCCGCUUCGAGCUUUCCCUGAGAAGUCACUGAUCCCACGCGUCCGCGGAAGAGCGCAUUCGGCUCCUCGCAGAAGAGCGCUGUCCUCGUGGUGGAUCCGGGCACAUGGUGUAGGCCGGCAUCUCGGUGCGGCGCUGCGACGAAGAGGCACAGUCGCCCGCGGCGGGGCGGCGAGCGCCUCGUUGAAGGAGUUCGGGGUGCGAGCUCACAGCCCGGAGACCAUGAAGUGGAAAUUUCUUCGUCGUGCUCUCAAUGCGUGCACCGAAUUGAAGCAGCUACUACUUUGGAGGCGCUGAACCAAUUGCGCGCGUGCCCCCUGCCCCGCUUGCGACAGCGAUGCUGCGCAAGUCGGGCGCCCAGCGCCGGCAGCCGGCGCUUUGGCGGCGGUGCCGCAGCCUCCGGCAGAUCAAGCAGGUCCACGCGCUCAUGGUGCUCCGGGGCUUCCUCUCCGACCCCUUCGCGCUCCGCGAGCUCAUCUUCGCCUCCGCGGUCGCUGUCCGCGGCGGCAUUGCGCACGCCCGUCUCGUGUUCGACCGAAUCCCGCACCCGGACCGGUUCAUGUACAACACCCUCAUCCGCGGUGCCGCGCACAGUGACGCGCCCCGGGACGCCCUCUCCGUCUACGCGCGCAUGGCUCGGCACCGCGGCGACUGCGGCGGCGGCGGCGUGAGGCCGGACAAGCUCACGUUCCCGUUCGUGCUUCGCGCCUGCGCCGCAAUGGGCGCGGGGGGCACCGGGGCGCAGGUCCACGCGCACGUCGUGAAGGCUGGGUGCGAGCCUGACGCUUUUGUCAGGAACGCGCUCAUCGGCAUGCACGCGAGCUGCGGGGAUCUAGAGGUGGCGGCUGCGCUGUUCGACAGCGGGGCGCGCCGGGAUGCUGUAGCGUGGUCGGCGAUGAUCUCAGGCUGCGCAAGGAGAGGGGACAUUUGUGCCGCCCGGGAGCUGUUCGACGAGAGCCCUGUGAAGGACCUCGUGUCCUGGAACGUGAUGAUCACAGCGUAUGCUAAGCGGGGAGAGAUAGCCAUGGCGAGGGAGCUGUUCGACCAGGUUCCUGAGCGUGAUGUUGUGUCGUGGAACUCCAUGAUUUCUGGGUACGUAAGAUGUGGCUCUCUCAGGCAUGCGAUGGAACUCUUUGAGGAGAUGCAGGGCAUGGGAGAAAAGCCGGAUACUGUCACGGUGCUCAGCUUGUUGUCAGCCUGUGCGGACUCUGGGGCUCUUGAUGUUGGCCGGAGGCUCCACUCCUAUCUGUCAGAGAGGUUUUCAAGAACUGGUCUUACCACCAUUCUUGGAAACGCACUGAUUGACAUGUAUGCAAAGUGUGGGAGCAUGAAGAGCGCACAUGAGGUGUUCUGCUCGAUGCGAGAUAAGGAUGUCUCGACUUGGAAUUCCAUCAUAGGAGGAAAUGCAUUGCAUGGACAUGUCAACGAGUCCAUAGAUAUGUUCGAGAAAAUGCAUAAGGGAAAUGUCAAGCCUGAUGAAAUCACCUUUGUUGCUGUCCUUGUUGCUUGUAGCCAUGGCGGGAUGGUUGACAGGGGGCAUAAGUACUUCAACUUGAUGCAACAACAGUACAGGAUUGAGCCCAAUAUCAAGCAUUAUGGCUGCAUGGUUGACAUUCUGAGUCGUGCAGGAUUGCUCAAAGAAGCGUUUGAGUUCAUCGACACAAUGAAGGUCGAGCCUAAUUCUGUCAUAUGGAGGACCCUGCUUGGGGCUUGUAGGAUCCAUGGUGAAAUUGAACUGGCUGAACACGCUAACCGGGAACUUCUAAAGGCAAGGAGUGAUGCAAGUGGGGAUUAUGUGCUUCUAUCAAACAUUUAUGCUUCAGUUGGAGAAUGGCUGGGGUCAGAGAAAAUGAGAAAUUUGAUGGACGACACUGGUGUCAACAAGGAGGCAGGUCGUGCAGUUAUUGAUGGCAGUUCAAAGGAUCUAAUGCAAUCUUGUAGACAGUUCUAAUUGCGUGCUAGAUUCAAAUAAUUUUUUGUCUAUCAUGCUUCCAGCUGCAGUGUCAAGAAAUUGGAUACCUUGGCCCGUUCAUCUGUCAAUGAAGAGCAAAAGGCCCAGUAUCACUUCCCAUGCUAUUAUUGGCUCCAAUCAUGCUAGAGACAUUGCUGAUGUUUUCACAGAAAUGCAGCUAAAAGGGCAUGUAAGUCUGAUCAAUUGAUAUGCAUCCACUUGUCCAUGUUAUUCAAGAGAGCUCUGCAUUUGUAGAAUUGUAGGGACCCUAGUUUCAAUCCCUACACUGUUUACUACACACUAAAUAUUGUACAAUUCACUGGAAAAUCUAUCUUCCUUGUGAAAAUUUGAUAUAAUCUAUGAAAAGGGGAACAUUGGUAUAAGAAGGAAUAAUA